Messenger RNA from Xiphophorus couchianus (Monterrey platyfish), 5637 nucleotides. Its product is annotated as inactive rhomboid protein 2. Gene Ontology annotation, biological process: regulation of epidermal growth factor receptor signaling pathway; regulation of protein secretion. The coding region runs from base 254 to 2731 and encodes 825 amino acids. The record is from RefSeq and is a predicted model, not a curated record. Gene Ontology annotation, cellular component: endoplasmic reticulum membrane. Gene Ontology annotation, molecular function: serine-type endopeptidase activity. NCBI's taxonomy places the organism in Eukaryota, Metazoa, Chordata, Actinopteri, Cyprinodontiformes, Poeciliidae. The transcript has 18 exons.
GCGGGGUGUUGGAGGUGGUUGGAACGGACCCAGGCAGAGACUCUUCCCCCUCUGAAGAUAAGACCUGGCUCCGCCUCCUCCUCGGAGCUCUGCUUGCUGGAGCUGCAUUACAAAAAAAAUAAGGAUGUCGGAGGAGAGAAAGAGGGAAGUGUGUGACACGCCACUUGUCACAAUCUAACUGUAGUUUGUCGGACAUUUACCUGCUGCUCAUGAAUAAAAAGCCAACUACUUUUGCUUGGAGCACUUUGACAGCAUGGAUUCUCAAGUAGGGGGCGAGCCGCCUCCAAGCGGAGGACAAGGAGACAGUCGUCUGAAGAGCAAGAAGCCUCCCAGCCUUACGAUAGCCAUUCCUCCGCCCAGCGACACCAUGGCCGCUGAUUCUGCCAGACAGCCUCUCAGACCGUCGCUGAAAAAGAGCGUGAGCCACCGGGGUCCUGGUUCGACAUCCGACAGCUUCGCUGGAGGCGACGAUGGCGACUUCUCAGCCAGAGACAGAAGGUCGAAGUUUGGAAGACAAACGUCCCUGUCACAAAGCAUCCGAAAAAAUGCGGCCGAGUGGUUUGGCGUUGGUGAAGACUGUGAAACAAAGCAGCAGCUGUGGCACAGGAAGAGCCUGCGCCACUGCAGCCAGCGCUACGGCAAGCUAAAGGCCCAGUACCGGGAACCAGAGACGGCAUCCACCUUGGACCAGAACCCAGAUUCACCAGCCACCACCAAGCUGCCGAGGAUUGUGGACCCCCUGGCCCGAGGCAGAGCUUUCCGUUACCCGGACGAGGUGGACAGUUUACCCAAAACGCCACACACGGUCCAUGGGGGCCCCUUCACGCCGGGGGUCACCUCUCUGAGCUCCUUCACCAGCCAGCGCUCUGGGUACAGCCGCCUGCCCAGGCGGAAGAGGGAGUCCGUCGCCCGCAUGAGCAUCCGAGCCGCAUCCAACCUGCUGAGGGGUCGUAGCGGCUUGGCAGAUUCACACGGCAAGCUCUUCCCCAGGAAGAGCUUCAUCCAGACCCACUGGAUGGACGAAGACACUGUGGAUUCAGCAGACACCACCUCUGCAUCGCUUUUCUUCAGCAAGGUUGAUGCUGAGAUGUACUCUAUGGCGGAUGAUGUGUUUGAAUCACCUCCCAUGUCGGCCUCUCCCGCAUCCACAAAGGAGUUCCCCAGCCUUAAGGAUGCCUCUGUGAAGACCCCCAUCGCAGCGCCUGAAAAGGCUCUUCCUCCUCGCGGCCGCCGCAUCGCUUCCCAGGUGAAGCAUUUUGCGUUUGACAAAAAGAAGCGUGACUACGGCAUGGGCGUGGUGGGCAAAUGGUUGAACCGAAACUACCGACGCAGCCUUAGCAGCAACGUCCAGAAGCAGCUGGACGACUUCCACAGCCACAGGCCCUACUUUACCUACUGGAUAACAUUUGUCCACGUUAUUAUCACACUGCUGGCCUGCUGCACAUAUGGUUUUGCCCCUGUGGGGUUUUCACAGCACUCCAAAACUGAACUAGUGCUGAAGAACAAAGGCAUUUAUGAAAGUGUAAAGUUUAUCCAACAGGAGAACUUCUGGAUUGGACCGAGCUCUGAGGAUCUAAUCCACCUCGGGGCAAAGUUCUCGCCCUGCAUGCGGCAGGACGAGCAGAUAGUCCGGUUGAUCCAGAAAGACAAAGAUCUGGAAAGGGAAUCUGGAUGUUGCAUUCAGAAUGAUAACUCUGGAUGUGUCCAGACACUCAUGGCCGACUGCUCGGAGACGCUGGCCACCUUCACGAAGUCUAAUAAUGUAACUACGGACCGGUCUUCUGGCGUCGUCUGCCAUCAGGAUCCCAACGUGUGUGAGGAGCCAGCCUCGUCUCCGCCUCACCAAUGGCCAGACGACAUCACCAGGUGGCCGAUCUGCACCCAACCCAGAAAGUUCAACAACACAGGCCUCAAACACAUGGACUGCACCAUUAAAGGUCGACCCUGCUGCAUAGGCACUAAGGGCAGAUGUGAGAUCACAACCAGAGAGUACUGCACUUUCAUGCAUGGCUACUUCCAUGAGGAGGCCACACUCUGCUCACAGGUCCAUUGUCUGGCUGAUGUCUGCGGUUUGCUGCCCUUCCUGAAUCCAGACGUUCCCGAUCAGUUCUACCGGCUGUGGCUUUCCCUCUUCCUCCAUGCUGGGCUCUUUCACUGUGCCGUGUCGGUGAUCUUCCAGAUGACCGUACUCAGAGACCUGGAGAAGCUGGCAGGUUGGGCCCGCAUCUCCAUCAUCUACAUCUUCAGUGGCAUCACCGGAAACCUGGCCUCUGCUUUGUUCCUCCCCUACAGAGCCGAGGUGGGUCCAGCAGGCUCCCAGUUUGGACUCCUUGCCUGCCUCUUCGUUGAGCUUUUCCAAGGCUGGCAGAUGCUGGAAAAGCCGCGGAAGGCCUUCCUCAAGCUCCUGGGCGUUGUGCUCUUCCUCUUCCUGUGUGGCCUCCUGCCGUGGAUCGACAACAUCGCCCACAUCUUCGGCUUCAUAGGCGGCAUGCUGCUCUCCUUCGCCAUCCUGCCCUAUGUCACCUUCGGCACCUUCGACAAAUACCGCAAGCGGAUCCUGAUCGUUGUGUCGCUGGUUUUCUACGUCGGGCUCUUCUCCUCCCUCGUGGUUUGGUUUUAUGUUUACCCCAUCAACCUCCACUGGCUGGAGCAUCUCACCUGCCUCCCCUUCACAAGCAAGUUUUGUGAAAAGUAUGACAUAGACCACAACGUCAACGACGUGGAGCACUGAUCUUCAGGACUACUCUCUGCUUUGAGACAGUUUGCUUCCAGGUCGUCUGUUUUGUUUUUUGACAAUCAAUGAGUUUUUAUCUGAAAACUGGAAGCUUCCCCUCUCACCAAUCUGCUGACUCUCUGCGAACUCACUCCAGUCCUCAGGCAGGUCUGACAUGAUCCGAUCCGGGUUUUUCAUUUGUUCACAAGCAAAUAACUCAUCAGAAUCAAGAUAAUACAGCUUGAUGGAGGUUUGAGUCAACAGAGAAGAUGGGAGCGUCUCUGGUCUGCAGCUGCCGUCCCUUUAAGUCUGCUUAGAGGAAUAUUAAAUUUAUCUGGACUAACUUCUGGUUUCAACACUACAGAAGCAGUCAGUGGUUCUACUUUUCCUUUUAUAAAGUAAAAAUAUGUUUAAAAGAUUUUUUUUUGCCCAUUGUAUGAAUGCAGAGUGGAGAAUGCUCCGAAGACAUCCAAGGGUAAAGGGCUAUUUCACGUUUUUCGGAAGGAUUUCUGCAUUUCUUUUUGAAACUCAUUUUAUUUUUAAACCAUAUGAAGAUCAAAGCGUCAGUGGUGGCAGAAUGCAUUGAUAAAACAGCCCAACAAACUGUUAAAAUAUUAAUAAAAAUCUGUCUCUGUGUUCAGUUAGUACGUCUUAGAGUUAAAUAACGUUGAACGUCUUUUCAUAGUCAUGUAAUUUGGUAAUAAUAUACAGAUAAAAAUAUCUUCGAUUUGAUUGAUGAAGUCAUAUUUAAGCAACUAUUGGAGGUUCUUUUUACAAGUCUAAAAAACAUAAAUCUAUCCAUCUUGGUUUUUUUUACAUGUAUUGGGGGAUCCUUGAACCUUUUAUGGCAUCUGUUUCUAUUGUUUCAAAAAGGGUAAAUUUACAGGUUUUCACCACUUAUACUACCUUAAAUGCGGUACUGUUCUCUGCAAGAGUAUUCAGACUCGGCCACCAACAGCCUUUUAUUCUACCACCCAACACUAAGUAGCACUUAAUUCAGAACAAGGGGAAAAUGUGUAGUUUUAAUGUUUUUUUUCUGCGUGUCAUGCAGUUGUUUUUUAGAUCCCUUUAUUUGUGCCCACAAAUUAAAAGCAAUUUUUCUGUAGAGUUCAGUAUUCUUUAAAAUAAAUCUUUUUUUAAAUUUUACUUUACAUCUUGUUAUAAUGUUACCAACCAGGAGAAAAGUACCUGUAGUGUUUAUUUGAUUUGUUUAUUCCUUUAAUCUCCUGGCAGCCAUUCAGGGGUGAAUAAAACUACUAUGCCCUUUUCCCGACUGCUGGAUCUGAAGAAGCUCACUAAUUGAAUGCAGACUUCAUCGUCGUAAACCCUCCUAACAGUAUGCUGCACGCAUUACUCUCAGUAUGCAGCUGGAAUAGUUGGUCUGAAACCACUUCCUGCCUUAAACCAACAGAGACGCCUCACUAACCGUGGAUUUAUUAAAGGCAAACUGUGGCUCCCUUACCAAAGUUACUUCACAUGCUGCUUUUUUUAUGCGUUCGCAAACAUUUUGGCCCCAUAAUCUGUCCUCAAACUCCUCAUGAUUAUAUUUAUUUUAGGAUUAAACUCUACAUGGCUUUUUUUUGUCUAAUCAAAAUAUUUUUGACCACUGAGGUAAGAUGAUUGGUCUGUUUCGCCUUCUUUACACUCCGUAACACAACGUUUUACUAAGUAUUUUUAGUCUGGUUUACAGUACAAAUAUUUUAGCACACUUGAAAUAUAAAAUUAACGCUAAUAUUGUGAUAUUUUGUGUAUUUUAAUGCUAAAAAUUACUGGGGGUUUUUUUUCCAGGUAACUGUAUGGCUAUGAGUGCAUGGCAAAGCAUUGAUAUCACCAUAAACACAAUAUACUCUUCAAAAAAAUCCUAUUUUAAAUGGUCUUCACGACGCCACUUACUUAAAGAAGUGUGAUUUAAACUGUACAUAGUAACUUUAUUUAAUUGUAUUUUCAAAUUUACUAUUUAUUGUUGCUCUAGUAAAAUAACAUUUCCGAUAAAUUUUUUAACAUCAUUAAUUAAAAUCGAUAAACAAUAAAUAAAAUUUUUCCCUAUAAAUGAUAAACAAUACGGUAAAUUCCCAAUCCUACUCACAAAUACUUUGCAGGAUGUAUGAAUUUGUUUCAAGUCGAUUGUUUCUCAACAUUAAUGAAAAAUUACUACCUAUAAAUGAAGUAAUCUGCCACUACAGCUAGAUAUUUUAAUUUAUAAUAUUUCCGUACUGUGAGUUUCAUCAAUAUUAAGGAAUUAUUUCUAACUGAAAAGUUACUUGUAAGUCAGUUCUGUCUGAUUUCAAGUGUACUAAGAUAUUUUCCCUGAAGCUAGACUAAAGAUCCUUGGUAGUAUUUAGUGUUUUUCAGUGUAUUUCCGUCGCAGCUUCCUGCCCUGCUCGAUCCGUGUUGCUGUUUUAUCGGCUCCCUGACAAUGUGAGCAAGGUCUGGGUAAAACCCCUGACAAGUGAAACAUUUCUAACAGCAUCUGACUGUUUUUUUAAAAGUAUUUGGCUAAAAACGUGUCGGCCUGCAGCUGCUUGAAAAGCUGCAGUAAUGUUGAGAAGGAUUAUGUGGGUUUAGUUUAGAUUACAGUAGUCGGUGAGACUGGCUCACUGAUCAGCUGGUAUUUAUGAGAAAACGAGUCAUAAACCUGGUUAAAUAGCAUUUUUUGUUGUUGUUUAGGAAGCCUCCUUACUGUGCCUUUGGAUAUUUGAGCAUGUCAGCCAUGAUGAAUGCAAGCUGCAGUUUCUCUGCUGUUUUAUGUCAGGACCAAAUCAUUUGUUGUUUUUUCUAUUUAUUUGAGGGGAAAAAGGGAAUGUUUUGAUUAAACCUAAGGUGAUGGCCUUGAUACUGUUCUGUUUUGCUCCACUUUUGAUAAAUCUGUAAAAAAUGUUCAUUUUAAAGAAGCCAUGGUAAAAUAAACACUUAGAUAUACUUGA